Messenger RNA from Culex pipiens pallens (northern house mosquito), 2268 nucleotides. Its product is annotated as oxysterol-binding protein-related protein 2. Gene Ontology annotation, molecular function: sterol binding. Gene Ontology annotation, cellular component: cytosol; membrane; intracellular membrane-bounded organelle. The record is from RefSeq and is a predicted model, not a curated record. Lineage: Eukaryota; Metazoa; Arthropoda; Insecta; Diptera; Culicidae. The transcript is spliced from 8 exons. Bases 546 to 1970 code for a protein of 474 amino acids.
AAUCGGUUUUCCCUCUUCACUCCAUCGCAGUAGGCAGUCGCGUUUUUGCAGCUCGAGGUGUUGGUUUGUGGUUUUCUCCGAGGCUUGAACUUGAUCCUUGAACUAGAAAAGAGAGAGGAUUUUCCUGUGUUGUGGGUGGACUAUUUUUGAUCUCGUGAUUUUUUCUAGUGCAAAUCGUAGUGUGAAUUGGUGGGAUAUUUGAUUCGCAUUGAUAGUUAUGGACGAGUUGAGAGGAAGCCAAACGAUAAAACAGUGCAUUUGAAGUGAUUGCCAAAUUUAUGCUAAUAAGUUUGUGAGUUUUGAGAAUUUUCGAGAAAAACGCUCAAAAUGAUUUCCAACAAGCAGUAACCACUAACGAAAAAAGGCAGCAGCAGCAGCCCCGCAACGCCCUUAAAUUUACGACGAAUUUGUUGCGCCAGCAGGAAAAGCUCCCUCUAAUGGUAGUGUUGUAGUGGAACGUUAAUUUUGGAAAAAAACAAAAAUCCGCUUGAUUAACAAAAAAAAAAAGAACAUUUGAGUAUACACACAUUUUUUUGGGCUCGAAUAUGGCGGAAAGUGUGUCCUCCUCUUCCUCCUCUCAUGAACAUGACGGACAGAAAGACAAUCUCAGAACUUCGCUGCCGGUGCCCAUGUUCUCGCGGAAUGACUUCAACAUCUGGUCAGUGCUGAAGAAUUGCAUCGGUAAGGAGCUAAGCAAAAUCACCAUGCCCGUCGUCUUCAACGAGCCGCUGAGCUUCCUCCAGCGGAUGACCGAGUACAUGGAGUACGCCCGGCUGCUGCGGAUAGCCGCUCAACAGCAGGAUCCGGUCGAGCGGCUCAAGUUUGUGUCGGCGUUUGCCGUGUCGGCGCUGGCCUCCAACUGGGAGCGGUUGGGAAAGCCGUUCAACCCCCUGCUGGGCGAAACGUACGAACUCACACGGCCCGACUUCCGGAUCAUAUGCGAACAGGUCUCCCACCACCCGCCGAUAUCGGCGUUCCACGCGGACUGCCCGGACGGGUUCACCUUCCACGGGUCGAUCCACCCGAAGCUCAAGUUCUGGGGCAAGAGCGUCGAGAUCCAGCCCAAGGGCACGGUCACGGUGGAGCUGCCGGGCCACGGCGAGGCGUACUCGUGGAACAACGUCAACUGCUGCGUGCACAACAUAAUCGUCGGCAAGCUGUGGAUCGAGCAGUACGGCACGAUGGAGGUCGUGAGCCACGAGCACGGGCUGAAGGCCACGCUGACGUUCAAGACGGCCGGCGCCGGGAACAAGGAUCUGCACCGGGUCGAGGGGUACAUUUCGGACCGGAGCAAACGCCGAACGCACUUCCUGUACGGCAAGUGGACCGAGUUUAUCAAGUGCACGGACUACGCUUCGUACGAGGAGUACUGCAAAGAGAACGGCUACAAGUUCAAGCGGGCUGAUGAGCGCAGCAAGAGUCCGAACGAGUCCCCGGGAAAUACUCCGAGAAAGGUCCUGUCCAAGCUCAACAGCAUCAAGCUCAGCUCGUUCAAGAGCUUGUCGAUAUCGGAGCCGGACGACCCGCCGGAACCGGCCGACGGUGGGGACAUCCCCAAGAGCGACUCCACCUACUCGAUCGACAUUCCCAACUCGGUGACGCUGUGGGAGGCGGAACCGCGGCCCGGAAACACCGCCGAGUACUACCAGUUUACCCGGUUUGCCAUGUCGCUGAACCAGAUGGAGGACCACAUGCGCGGACCGCAGCGGCCACUGUGUCCGACGGAUUCGCGGCUGCGGCCCGAUAUCCGGAAGCUGGAGAAGGGCGACAUGGACGGUGCGGCGGCGGAGAAGACGCGCCUCGAGGAGAAGCAGCGCGAAAACCGGAAGAAGUGUAAAAAGGCCGAUGAGAGCAUCUUUCCGAGAUGGUUCAAACAGGCCGUCAACCCUCACACGAAGCAGGACGACUGGCUGUACAAGGGCGGCUACUGGGAGCGCACGGACGAUUCGAUGGUGAUGGAGAUCUUCUAAGGUGUGUGUGUGUGUUGGAAAGAGAAAUUAAGAGAGAUCGUUUGUGCAGGGCAACAUUUUAAAACCACUCAAAUUUGGAAGGCAGAGGCGGGAAACUUCCAAUUUGGUGUUCCAUCAUCAACAUGAAAAAGCAAAAUCAUAUUACAUAAAAGGUGUAAAAGCUUCUUACUUUUCUAAGAAGUGUUGAAAAGAGUAAUUUUCGUUGAAAGAAAACAAAGAAUUAAUGCUAGAAAUGCUUCGGGCAAAGCUGUGCCAACGAAUGAGUUAAAGAAAUGCGUACACUGCAUAACACUGACAA